Molecule: messenger RNA, 1743 nt
Organism: Penicillium chermesinum
Lineage: Eukaryota; Fungi; Ascomycota; Eurotiomycetes; Eurotiales; Aspergillaceae
Product: calcium-binding mitochondrial carrier protein
Exons: 8
Coding region: 1-1743 (580 amino acids)
Biological process (GO): transmembrane transport
Molecular function (GO): ATP transmembrane transporter activity; calcium ion binding
Source: RefSeq, a predicted model, not a curated record
AUGGCACCCGGCGAGUCGAAGGAUGAACGCGACGUUCGGGUUGCCCAACUCUGGGACAACCUGGACGCGCGCAAGGAGGGUAAAGUCGACUUGAUAGGUUUAAAGAAAGGGCUGAAGAAGAUCGAUCAUCCCUUGAAGAACGCAGAUGAGAUGGUGCAUGGGAUACUACGGGAGGUCGAUACAAACGGCGACGGUCGCAUAGACUAUGAUGAGUUCCGAGCGUUCAUCGACCACACCGAGUCUGGGCUCUGGCAGAUGUUCCAGCGUAUCGAUCGCGACCAAAACGGUGAAAUUGACAAAGCAGAGCUGCGAAAUGCCUUUGCUCAGUCGGGGGUGACCGUCUCAAGUGCAAAGCUGGAUCAGUUCUUUGCCCAAGUCGAUAAAAAUCAUGACGGGGUAAUCUCUUAUACGGAAUGGCGGGAUUUUCUCCUCUUCCUCUCGCUCCAUUCCUCCUCCGACCUACACGCCGUCCUCUCUUACUACACGGCAACGGGAAAUCUAAACCCGGAAGGAGAUGUCAACAUCAAUGAUCUGCAGGGUUUAGGUACAGACCAAUCUUUUCCUUCUUUUCUCCUGGCUCUACCGGCCGUUUUGUACCAUAUUCUUUCUCUUCCCGGCCUCGCCUCCCUUAUCCCAACCGCCCACGCUCAAGCCAGCAUAUCCGAGCUGCCUUCAGCACUCGGAGACCUGUCAGAUCUUGAUCCCGAGCUGGAGUGGCUUCCCAUUCCCAAAAAAGUCGCCAUGUGGAUGACAUUGAGCUAUUAUGAAAGGAAGUUGACCGAGAAUACCCCUCAACUAGGCUACUUCGUUGCCGGCGGAAUUGCGGGGGCUGUAUCCCGGACAGCCACUGCGCCUCUCGAUCGCCUUAAAGUUUAUCUGAUUGCUACGACCGGUGUGAAAACUGCAGCUGUAAGAGCAGCUAAAGAUGGAGCUCCCAUUGCCGCCGCCAGCAAUGCCUCAAAAUCCCUCGUCGAUGCCUUAAAGGAGCUGUGGUCUGCUGGUGGAAUUCGAAGUCUCUUUGCUGGAAAUGGCCUGAACGUUCUCAAGGUCAUGCCCGAGUCAGCAAUCAAGUUCGGCGCAUAUGAGUCUGCUAAACGUGCCUUCGCCCGCAUUGAAGGCCAUGGCGAUACGAAGCGACUUCGACCAACUUCUCAGUUUCUGUCCGGUGGUAUUGGUGGAAUGGUUGCUCAGUGUUUCGUUUAUCCCCUUGAUACAUUGAAAUUUCGAAUGCAAUGUGAAACUGUGCAAGGUGGGUUGAGAGGAAAUAAACUCAUCAUAGCAACUGCCAAAAAAGUUGUCAAUACAAAUGGUGUUCUUGGUUUCUUCCGUGGACUCCCACUUGGUCUAAUCGGAAUGUUCCCAUACGCUGCAAUCGACCUGACGACCUUCGAAUAUCUCAAACGUGCUCUCCUCGCCCGCCAAGCUCGCAUCAAGCACUGUCAUGAAGAUGAUGUUCCGCUCAACAACUUCAUGACCGGUGCUAUUGGCGCUAUCAGCGGAGGUCUCAGUGCUUCCGUCGUCUACCCUCUGAAUGUUCUCCGAACUCGAAUGCAAGCGCAGGGCACCGUCCUUCAUCCCGCAACCUACAGCAGCAUCGGCGACGUUGCACGAAGAACAUACCAAGCAGAAGGCCCUCGGGGCUUCUUCAAGGGUCUGACUCCCAACCUUCUCAAAGUGGCUCCAGCAGUGUCCAUCAGCUACGUGGUCUACGAGAAUUCAAAACGUGUCUUAGGUCUCAAAUGA